Molecule: messenger RNA, 873 nt
Organism: Euleptes europaea (tarantolino)
Lineage: Eukaryota; Metazoa; Chordata; Lepidosauria; Squamata; Sphaerodactylidae
Gene: CCDC190
Product: coiled-coil domain containing 190
Exons: 3
Coding region: 7-873 (288 amino acids)
Source: RefSeq, a predicted model, not a curated record
GACUUCAUGGCCGAAAGCGAAGACUUCAGACGCUGGGAAGCAAAGAGGCGAGAUGUCAAAAGGGCAGAGAUCCAGCUCAAUCGUGGGCUGAGGAGUUUGGAAGAAGCUCGACUUUCUUAUUUGAAUUUCAUAACCAAGGAACAGAGGCGGCUCCAGCAGGAACUCCAGAGAAUGCAGAAAAGCCGCCCCAAGCAGAAGCUAUCCCUGGGCACAGGACAUAUUGGCAUAAAUAUGACACUACCGCUACUAUCCCAUCAGACAAGAGGAGAUAACAAUUCCAGAGAUGCUGCACAACGAAGCCCGAGGAAAGCCAAGCCAGGAGGCCCCUCAGGUACAAGCCAGUCUCCCUCACAUCCACACCAUAGUGAUGUGCCAGUCUGUGGAGAAGAUGGAAAGGGGUGGUUGCCACCGCUACAAACCACAGACCAAACUUCUGUUGCUGACCGUGAAGUGACUGCUCUUAAAAACACCAUCGCCAAACAGCUGAGCAUCUCAGAAGAACCUGCAAAGGGAGAAGAGCCCAAUAGCAGACAGGAGCAAGAGAGAGGGCUCACGACAGAGGAGACCAGAGGUUCUGGAUCCAAGGACCCCGCAACUAAGCCUAUGAAUCCCCAAGGGAAGAGAAGACCUUCUUUUAUUCACGAGAAGGUGAUUCUAGAUGCAGAGGCCUACGCGGCAGACGGACGCCUCAGGACCAUGUAUUCCAGACCCAAUUUCUCCAAGUCAUAUGCCGAAGCUCGGAAGUUCCGUUACAUCCGGCACAAGAACAUUCCAGCUUGGGAAAAAGAACUCAGCCUCCAGGAGAUAUUUGGGCACAAAACCCGCACUGAGCAUUCUCUGCAACCACAGGCAAUGGUUAAUCCUAAACCAUAG